AUGCGCCUUUUCUCAACAGGUGUCUGUACACCCGAGCCGCAGCAGCUGCAGCAGCUGGUCAUGCGUUGGCAGCGCUGCGAGGGUCUUUGUUUUGCUGCUGUUGCUGCGCGCAUGCAGCAAGACGCAGCAACAGCAGCAGCAGCAGCAGCAGCAGCAGCAGCAGCAGCAGCAGCGGCGGGCGCGCAGGGCGAGAUCACACUGCAGCAGCUGCAGCAGCAGCAGCAGCUAAUCAAAACGGCCGAAGCGAGAGCAGAAACAGCAGCAGCCAAAACCAAGCUGCUGCAGCAGCACUGCGGCGACGUCUGCCUGCAGCAGCUAGCCCAUCUUUUACCAGAAGCUUGA
Eimeria necatrix is the source of this 342-nucleotide messenger RNA. RefSeq lists its product as hypothetical. The record is from RefSeq and is a predicted model, not a curated record. The coding region runs from base 1 to 342 and encodes 113 amino acids. The transcript has a single exon. NCBI's taxonomy places the organism in Eukaryota, Apicomplexa, Conoidasida, Eucoccidiorida, Eimeriidae.